Messenger RNA from Castor canadensis (American beaver), 2193 nucleotides. It is a transcript of the gene Xkr7, whose product is annotated as XK related 7. Gene Ontology annotation, cellular component: plasma membrane. Lineage: Eukaryota; Metazoa; Chordata; Mammalia; Rodentia; Castoridae. Gene Ontology annotation, biological process: engulfment of apoptotic cell; apoptotic process involved in development; phosphatidylserine exposure on apoptotic cell surface. The record is from RefSeq and is a predicted model, not a curated record.
GCCCGGGCGGGGCGGCGCCGAGCAGAUGAAUAAUUGAAGCCGAGGGGAGGCGGAGGAAGAGGAGCUGGAGGAAGAGGAGGAGGAGGGAGCCGCCCGCACAGGGUCCUCCCCGCUCGGCACCCCACCCCCUCCGCCGCCCGGAAGUCGCUCCCCGCCUCCUGCUCCGCCAACAUGGCCGCGAAGUCGGAUGGAGCGGCGGCCGCGGCCGGCCCCGGGCCGGAGGGGGCGGCCGGAGGAGCCCGGUGCGGCGCCGGCGGGCGCGGGGAGGCGGCGGCGGUGGCCGGGGGCCCCGGGGCGGUCGGGGCGGGAGGCCCAGGGCCACGCUACGAGCUGCGGGACUGCUGCUGGGUGCUGUGCGCGCUGCUCGUGUUCUUCUCCGACGGCGCCACGGACCUGUGGCUGGCGGCCUCCUAUUACCUGCAGGGUCAGCGCACCUACUUUGGCCUCACGCUGCUCUUCGUGCUCCUGCCCUCGUUGGUCGUGCAGCUGCUCAGCUUCCGUUGGUUCGUCUACGACUACUCUGAGCCCGCGGGGGCCCCGGGACCCGCCGUCAGCACCAAGGACAGCGGCACCGGAGGAGCCGCCAUCAGCACCAAGGACAGCGCCAGCGUCCUCAGGACCAAAGAAGGCAGCCCUGAGCUGGGUCCCCGACCUGCGCCCUCCUCGGCCAGCGCCUACCGCCGCCGCUGCUGUCGCCUCUGCGUCUGGCUGCUGCAGACCCUCGUCCACCUUCUGCAGCUCGGCCAGGUCUGGAGGUACCUGCACGCCCUGUACCUGGGGCUGCAGAGCCGCUGGCGAGGGGAGCGGCUGAGGCGCCACUUCUACUGGCGGAUGCUGUUCGAGAGCGCCGACGUGAGCAUGCUGCGCCUGCUGGAGACCUUCCUGCGCAGCGCGCCGCAGCUGGUGCUGCAGCUCAGCCUGCUGGUGCACCAUGGCGGCCAGCCAGACCUGCUGCCCGCCCUCUCCACCUCCGCCUCCCUCGUGUCCCUGGCCUGGACACUGGCCUCCUACCAGAAGGUGCUGCGGGACUCCAGAGAUGACAAGCGGCCCCUGUCCUACAAGGGCGCUGUGGCCCAGGUGUUAUGGCACCUGUUCACCAUCGCAGCCCGAAGCCUGGCCUUCGCCCUCUUCGCCAGCGUUUACAAGCUGUACUUUGGUAUCUUCAUCGUGGCCCACUGGUGCGUCAUGACCUUCUGGGUCAUCCAGGGAGAGACGGACUUCUGCAUGUCCAAGUGGGAGGAGAUCAUCUACAACAUGGUUGUGGGCAUCAUCUACAUCUUCUGCUGGUUCAAUGUCAAGGAGGGCCGCAGCCGCAGCCGCAUGGCCCUCUACUACUGUAUUGUCCUGCUGGAGAACGCUGCACUCACCGGCUUCUGGUACUCCAGCCGCAACUUCUCUACUGACUUCCACUCGCUCAUCCUGGUCUGUGUGGUGGCCUCCAGCUUUGCGCUGGGCAUAUUCUUCAUGUGUGUCUAUUACUGUCUCCUGCACCCCAAUGGGCCCAUGCUGGGUUCCCAAUUACCUGGCUGCAUCUUCUCUAAAGCCCCAGGGCCCUGUGGUCCACCAGCUGAUGCUGUCACAAGCCCCCCAAGGUCCCUGCCAAGGACUACAGGCGCUGAGCGGGAUGGGACCUCAGGGGGAGGUGAGCGUGCGGGGACACCCACACCACCUGUCUUCCAGGUACGGCCUGGCUUGCCUCCCACACCAGUGGCCCGCCCCUCACGGACAGAAGGGCCUGUCAUUCGGAUUGACUUGCCCCGUAAGAAAUACCCAGCAUGGGAUGCUCAUUUUAUAGACCGCAGGCUCCGGAAGACCAUUCUGGCGCUGGAGUACUCCUCACCGGCCACACCCCGCUUGCAGUACCGGAGCAUGGGGACCUCCCAGGAGCUGCUGGAAUAUGAGACCACGGUGUAGGCCACAGUCUGCUCCCCCCCCAAAAAAAGGGACAGGCUUGGCUGACCCCACAGUGACCACAGUGUUGAGUCUGGAAUUUCAGGACCACUAGACUGAGGGGGGCGGGAUAUAUCUGUGGGUCCAAGGGUAGAGUGGCCUCGCCACUGGUUCCUUUAAGGAAAGAGGCAGCCUUGUGGAGGCCCCCAUUUUCAGCCCUGGGGCCCAUUCCCGAAAAUCCCCUGAACCAGGGCCCAGGGAAUCAACUGGUGCUACACCCCUCAUGCGCUGCCCUGCUUUCAU